Messenger RNA from Opisthorchis viverrini, 300 nucleotides. RefSeq lists its product as hypothetical. The record is from RefSeq and is a predicted model, not a curated record. The transcript has 2 exons. Lineage: Eukaryota; Metazoa; Platyhelminthes; Trematoda; Opisthorchiida; Opisthorchiidae. The coding region runs from base 1 to 300 and encodes 99 amino acids.
AUGUCCAGCUACAGUCUGUCAAAAAAGACUUCUUCUAAUGCGGACGCAGUCAUCGCCCAGGACCCCGACAGCCAAACCCAAAAACCCGACAUCAGAAAACCGCAGACUCCUUUGCAUACCCAAUCAGCCACACUGAUCGCGGGCGACUCUAGAGUCUACACAAGAACGAAAACAAAUAGGUGCACUCCUCUGCGAAAACAAACCUAUAAUAAUAAUAAUAAUAAUAAUAAUAAUAAUAAUAAUAAUGUUUAUUCCCAACUUGUGGUCGGCAUACCGCCUGGUGCUGGCGCUCAACGCUAA